Trichogramma pretiosum is the source of this 1055-nucleotide messenger RNA. RefSeq names its product zinc finger protein 558-like. Bases 42 to 1055 code for a protein of 337 amino acids. Lineage: Eukaryota; Metazoa; Arthropoda; Insecta; Hymenoptera; Trichogrammatidae. The record is from RefSeq and is a predicted model, not a curated record. Gene Ontology annotation, cellular component: nucleus. The transcript has 4 exons.
AAUUCCUGAGCAAGUGUUUACCAAUUGUUGAAUGCGAGGACAUGAGAGAUGAUUGCUCGCGGCGUAUAACCUCGAAUAUUUUCUCGAGUACAAAUAGUGAAAAUUCACAGAGAAUAUCGAUAAUCGAACUCAUUAUGAAUAGCAGCAGUGACAAUAUUAGGGUAAUCAAGAAAGAGCCGAUCGACGUUUGGCCAGAUGCAGGUGACGAUUGUAAUUUCGAUUCUGUACACAUUUGCGAAGUAAAAAACUUCAAAUCGUUCGAGCUUUUUGAAUCACCCAUAAAUCACAUGAAUGAGGUUAUGUCGUCACCGGAAACGUUACAUAAAAACAUACCAAUAGAGUAUAGAGAUAUGAAACCUGAACUGAAGUCUUUAACAACAACCAUCUGUAAAUGUGAGCAUCCAUCUAUUAUGAAAUUAGAAAAUAAAAAUCAAAUUAAUGAUACAAAUGAAAAUUUAUGCGUUGAAUUCGAGUGCAAAGAUGUUAAACUUAAAAUGAAGUCUUUGUCAGCAACCAUUGGAAAAUCAGAGUAUCCAAGUUAUCUACCUACUGUAAAAAUGGAAAACAAAAUUCAGACUCAUUACGAGAAUAAUAAAGAUCUGCCGAUUUUUAUGAAAAAAGAAGAUGAAAAGUUAGAAGUUUAUCAAGAGAAGACCCGAAACAAAUUAUCUGAUAAGUACAAAAUGAGUCGAACAACUUAUUCAGAAAAAAAGAAUGAAAAAAGAUACAUGGAUAAAAAACACAAGAACGUCAGCGAAUUCUUCGAGUGUAGCAUUUGUCACAAAUCAUUUGAUUGUAAAAAUAACCUCAAAUCUCACAUACAUUCAGUGCAUAAUCAUAGCCAAGGCUUCGAAUGUGAAAUUUGUCACAAAUUUUUUAAAUAUCAGAAAAACUUAAAAAGUCACGCAAAUGCAGUACAUAAUCCUGAAAACCCCUUUGAAUGUAAUAUUUGUCACAAAUCAUUUGGACACCAGUACUAUCUCAAAAAGCACAUAAAUACAGUACAUGAUCGUAUGCAAUCUUUUGAGUAUCAGAAUCAGAAAACAUGUCUCUAG